UCUCAGCCGACUGUGGAAAGCCCGGUCCGAGGCCCUGUGUUCGUCGCUGACGUCAUAGGUGACGCGUCUCGGGGAUCUGGGCGGGGCCCCAGCGUUACCGUCCCUGCAUGAUGACGUCACUCGGAUUCGCGGGAGAAAUUCGAAAGUGGAGUUCCUGUAUUUGAGCCGAUGGAGUGGAGACUUUCUCUCUGGUGUUCUAGGCAAGAAGGGUGACUUGGCGCGUCUGGGAGAGCAUUGGACACACUGACUCGCCUCCACAGAAGCGGCCCAGGAGGCGCCGUUAGAGUGCAGGAGAAUAUAAAUGUUGAAUAAAAACUGAUUGUUUUCUGGACCUGAGUAGUUUAUAAUCUCAGAAAAAACAAUGGAAUGUCAAGAAUUUAUUGUCCUAUAUACUCAUCAAAAGAUGAAGAAGUCCAAAGUGUGGCAAGAUGGAGUUUUGAAGAUCACUCACUUAGGCAACAAGGCAAUUUUAUAUGAUGACAAAGGAGCAUGUUUGGAAAGUCUGUUUCUUAAGUGCCUUGAGGUGAAACCUGGAGAUGACUUGGAAGGUGAGCGGUAUUUAAUCACAAUUGAGGAGGCUAAGGCUGCUGGAAGCAGAGCUGUUGAACCGGAUGGCUCUAGAGAAGCACUGGAAUCAGGCCCAAGGACACUUGGAUCCUCCAGCCGGUCUCUUGGGUUUCAGCCCUCUGGCUUAAAAAGGAAGGCUACCGGUUUUCAGAGACCAUAUAAGAUGCCAAAGAAAGUGACUGUUACUGACAACAGUGAACCGGCUGCCUCUUUUGGUGAUGUGAACCCUGGCCCACCUGGCCCGAGACUUCCUCCCUCGUUCUCCAGCACACUUCCUUUGUUUUCCACUGUUGGUCAGAAAGAUAUAACUCCUAUGUCGGUGGAUAAUGAGAGUCCCAUCACAUUCAGGUACAGAGAGAGAAGCGACACGCCCUUAUCACUUCUUUCUUCAUACUUCAAGAUUAACACAGACACACUAGGCAAAGAGGACAAGCUUUUCUUUCCUGUCAGCUCUGAAACCAAACAUUCAGACUCUUUACUGGCCUGUGAACCCAUGAGAAGAAACGGUUUAGACUCUCACUGUCCUGGAGUUUCACACAAUGUCAGAAGCAAAGCCCAGAUAUUAGCUCUUCUGAAGUCCAGCUCAACUAACAGGAAGGAUCUGCAUGAUGAGAUUACAGGACACUUUCCUAAGAUAGAACCACAGGGAUGUUUGAAGACCACUUCUCAGCCAAAAGAAGACUAUGCAGAAGCACAGAGCAUGGGGAAUUUACGCUGUGAGCAGCAGUCAGAAAAUCCUACAAGAACCACAAGUCGGUGGGCCAGGUAUUUACCUUCCCAGAGAUCGCCUCCCUGUUCUACUAGAGAUGUGAAUGAUACAGAGGACAAACCGGAAGUCCAAGAAGAUGUGAACAUUUUUAACUUGUCUGAACUUUUGGUACAAAAAAAGUCAGAGCUCUUUGAAACAUGUAUCGAAAAGGGAGAAUUAUACAGUGAGGACAAGCCAGUAGAUAAUAAUUGCCAAUACUGGAGUCAGGAAGAAAACUUAGCACUUUCAUUCUGUAAGAAAAACAGCAUACUGGUUAGCUGCAGCAGUAAAGAGAAUGUCAGUUUAUCAGAAUCUGACAUUCAGUACUGUAGCAAAGUACCUUUUAAUCAAAAUGGGAAGGUGUGUAUGCAAGGGUCACUUUGCACUCGGGAAGGUAUUCAGGGGGCAGAUGUGGAUGCAACAUUGGAACUGGAAUAUAGGCCAGUGUCACCAUUGCCAGAAAUAGAACAUAAGCAAAUUGAAGUUGAAUCUUCUCUAAGUACCAACUCUAGGAUCUCUGAUGACAUUGUAGACAUGGUUUCUAAAAGCAAUGCUGAUAGAGAAAAUCUGAAUACUGUUCAUAAAGCUGGGCAACCAUUUUUGGAAGUUUCUUUUAAUCUGAGCAACUUUGAGACCAGUGACACUGAUGAGGAGUCCCAAGAAGACAACAGACUUUCCCAGGAUUCAGACAGGUGGAAGAAGGAAGUUGUGCCUACAGGUGAUUUGUGUGUUCAGAAGAGCUGCAGGGAUGUAGGCUGCAGAGAAAUUGCAGGAAAAUUGCCACUCCUGUCAUCUGCCGAUGACAAGCCUAAAGAGGCCCUUCCUGCUGAUGAGACUCUGUUGUCAGAGUUCUGUGAUAGAACCUGUGUGGGUUUUAAUUCAGGACCUCAUGAAGAUGCAAACACUGGCAAAACACUAGAGGGACAGUGUCACAGUGACACAGGGAGCAGUUUGGACUCGUCACUGGAGUGGAAUGAGGAUGUACCAGGGGACAGUAAAGAAGAUGCUAGUAAAUCUAUCCAAGGAAAUGCAAUUAAUUGUGGUAUUGUUUCAUCCCCAAAUAAACCCAAAGGUAUAAAUAGAAGCUUACAUAUUCCUUAUCUUUUAAACACAGUCACUGAUCAAGCUCCUGGAAGCAGUGACCUGUUCUCAGAAGGUACCCAGCCUUUUAGUUUGCAAAGUCACAUAGACAGAAAUGAUGAGCAGGUCUUAACACCAAUCUCUAGCAGUGACAUUAGUGUCCAGCUAUUGAGUAGCUCUCAGGAUCACUUUGAGUGUGAUGAACUAGAAGAAUCCAGCACUCAAGUUCCUAGUCCUUUAUUUCAUCCUGUGGGAAUAAAACAUCCUAUCUACAGAGACAGUGAAGCAUAUAUUUCUGAAUCAAAAGAAUCAGGAAGAAUUAGAAGUUUGUCAUGUGAUCAUUUUGAAGUGGAAACUACACAGAGAAACCAACAAUCCUGGGCUACUUCUAAAAAUUCUUCAGAAAUUCCUGAAGUAAUAAAUAAUGUGUCCCUUCUAAAGUCACAGUCUGAGCAUAGCACAGCUUUAGGAAACUUGGCAAUAUUGAAGAAAAAGCAUGCCUUUCCACAUGAAGUUCAGCACAAUCAAGACCCAGAUGUCAGUCCUAAAGCCAGGAAAUCAUCUGCCACAGAAUUUUCACGUGCUGUGCUAGAGUAUCCUUAUGAGCAUUGGGCUUCUCAGCAGCCUGUUGAGUUUCACGGACAUCAAGUGAAAGGAUCUGCUACUAGUGGUGUAAUGACCAGAGGACACAGCUUACAGCUAGGACGCAGUCAGUUUCCAGAUAGCAUUGAUUAUGGAAACUUCCUGACCGAUCCAGAGUUGCCUAGCACUUGUAUGCAGACAGACUUCUUGCAGGUGUUUUCUCCAGAACAAAAGAUCUCUGCAUUGAGCCCUGCACCUACUUUCUCUUUCAACACAAGAAGUGAAGACUCUAUACUUGAGUUCUCUGAGGAGUCUCUGAAAACAAGAACUUUCCCUGGAUUGAAAAACAUUGGUUUUCGGGAUAGUAAGAAUCUCCAAAGGUUUCCGUUUCUAAGUGGAGCCUCAGUUCCCUUUGUCACUUUGCCACCUGAUGAUGGGCCAGGGGUCUUAGAUCCUUGUUCAUUUAUGAUUGACGAUGAUGCAGGAGAGCCUUCUGCUUCUUCCAUGUUGAACCUGUGUGAAGAGUCAGGUCUUGAGGACCAGGGUGGGACUCCAGGAGAUGUUUCACUGCUUCCUCAGAGUUCUACUCAAAGCAAGUGGCUGAAAUAUCAAAAUCCAUCCCAGUGCAACUCAACUGCUCUGAACAGACUUGCCAGUGACACGACAGAGGAUCUCUUUGCUGAGCCCGUGUCUGGCUUGCAUUUUAGCCACUCAGGUGAGAGUGGAGGUUCUGUAGACCCUGUGCGCUUGCAGAUGAUAAAAGGUGUGCUCUCUCAGCAGCAGCAGGGUGUUAGCAGUCAAGAUUUGGCUUCCAGAAGGAAGGCUCUUUCUCUGAAUUUAAAUCAGACUUCCAGGACUGCGGAACCUCAGACUUUGUUAAGAAGCUCUGCCAGCGUUCACUGCAGAGUCAAAGAUGUACAGGAGAUAAAUAAUUCUGAUCUAUGUUUCCCAAAUGGGCAGAAAAUAAUGUCAGCCUAUCUUCCUCAAAGGCAAGUUCACAUACCUGCUGUCUUCCAGUCUCCUGCUCACUAUAGGCAGGUCUUUACAUCUUCCAUCAUAGAGCAUCUGAAUAUAUUGCUGUUUGAAUUGGCACAAAGGCUGUACAAAGCACUUUCCAAAGUUGACAUAUCCUUUUAUACAUCGUCAAAAGGAGAGACAAUGAAAAGUGGAAAAAAUAAUUCACCAUCCUGCCACCAUAAUCAACCUGCCAAACUUGUCAUGGUUAAAAAAGAAGGUCCAAAUAAGGGCCGUCUCUUUUAUACAUGUGAUAAGCCAAAAGGUAAUCAAUGUAAAUUUUUCAAAUGGCUUGAGGAAGUGACUCCAGGACAAUUACCACAGAAUAAGUCUCAGCCCAACAUGAUUUUUAAUGAUAUUAAGAGUAUUGGCUCAUAUUUAAGAAGUCAAAAGAUACCAGUCUAUGAAGAAUGCCAGCUUUUGUUGAGGAAAGGAUUUGAUAUUCAGAGAAAACAGUAUGGUAAACUAAAGAAGCUUACAACUGUAAGUUCUGAAUUUUACAGUGAAACAAAAAGUAAGAUUUAUCUUAAGCUGAGUCGGAAGGAGAACUCUUCAGUUUAUAAUAAAGGUGAUCUUUGGGUUAUUUCAAAAACCCUAGACUUUGAACUAGAUACUUUCAUUGCAUGCAGUGCCUUCUUUGGGCCAUCUUCUGUCAAUGAAGUGGAGCUGCUGCCUUUGAAAGGUUAUUUCCCUUCUAAUUGGCCCACCAACAUUACAGUGCACGCAUUAUUGGUUUGUAAUGCCAGCACAGAGCUGACGACUCUGCAGAACAUUCAGGACUACUGUAACCCAGCUGCUCUUCCACUAAUACCACACCUGUUAGCAAUGUCUCAGUCUGCUACAGUUAGCAGUAAAAAUGUCAGUAAAAGAAACUUUAUCCCACCAGCCAUUAUAAGCACUAAAACAAAAACUGAACUCCUCCACGCAGGAGCAACUUUGCAGUUAGCUAGGGAGUUGAUUAACAUACACAGGCUGAACAAGGACCAAGCUACAGCACUAAUUCAAAUAGCUCAAAUGAUGGCAUCCCAAGAAAGUGAAGAUGCACUGGAGACCUUCAGCCACUCCCUGCCUAUCACAGUCAUUCAUGGUGUUUUUGGAGCAGGCAAAAGCUAUUUGCUGGCUGUGGUGAUUCUGUUUUUGGUAGAGCUGUUUGAAAAGUGUGACUCUGGAACAGUUGGCAAUGCAAGGCCGUGGAAAGUCCUCAUUUCCUCCUCCACUAACGUAGCUGUUGACAGAGUGCUUCUUGGGCUUCUCAGUCUUGGAUUUGAAAAGUUUAUCAGAGUUGGAAGUGUUAGGAAGAUUGCCAAGCCAGUUUUACCUUACAGCUUGCAUGCUGGCUCAGACAAUGAAAGUGAACAAUUGAAGGAACUCCACGCACUGAUGAAAGAAGAACUGACUCCUGUAGAAAGAGUUUAUGUCAGAAAAAGUAUCGAGCAGCAUAAGCUGGGGACCAAUAGAGUCAUGCUGAAGCAGGUUCGAGUCGUUGGCAUUACCUGUGCAGCCUGCCCAUUCCCGUGUAUGAAUGACCUUAAGUUCCCUGUGGUUGUGCUGGAUGAGUGCAGUCAAAUGACAGAGCCAGCCUCACUUCUUCCUAUUGCAAGGUUUGAGUGUGAAAAGCUAAUUCUUGUUGGAGACCCCAAACAGCUGCCUCCUACAAUUCAGGGUUCUGAUGCAGCUCAUGAAAAUGGACUGGAACAAACUCUUUUUGAUCGACUUUGCUUAAUGGGUCACAAACCCAUUCUGUUAAGAACCCAGUACCGUUGUCAUCCUGUGAUCAGUGCCAUAGUUAAUGAUCUGUUCUAUGAAGGAAACCUGGUGAAUGGCAUUUCAGAGAGAGAGAGAAGCCCUGUACUAGAGUGGCUGCCCACACUGUGUUUCUAUAACGUCACAGGAGCAGAGCAGGUUGAAAGAGAGAACAGCUUUGUGAAUGUGGCAGAAGCCACUUUUACCCUCAAGCUAAUCCAAUCACUGAUUGCAAGUGGAAUAGAGGGCUGCAUGAUUGGGGUGAUAACAUUGUACAAAUCGCAGAUGUACAAGAUCUGCAGUUUACUCAGUGCUGUGGAUAUCAACCAUCCUGAUGUUAAAGCUGUGCAGGUGUCCACAGUGGAUGCCUUUCAGGGCGCUGAGAAGGAAGUCAUCAUUCUGUCUUGUGUGAGGACAAGACAAGUAGGGUUCAUUGAUUCAGAAAGACGAAUGAACGUUGCGUUGACCAGAGGAAGGAGGCAUUUGUUGAUUGUAGGAAGUUUGUCCUGUUUGAGGAAAAAUCGACUAUGGGGGCGUGUGAUCCAACACUGUGAAGGAAGCAAAGACGGAUUACAGCAUGCAAGUCAGUGUGAACCACAGCUGGACCAUCUUCUUAAAAACUAUUUAGAAAAACAAGCAGAAGAAAAACAGAAGAAAAAGGAGAAAGAGAAAUCAAAGGAUAAAUCUCAUUAACAACAACAAAACAAAACCCGGGGAAGGGUGUUUCUAUUGCUGUAAAUUAAGAAUCUUUUUAUACUUACAUUUUUAAUGUUUUUAUUUACUCUAAAGUCCCUGAUACAAACAAGUUUCAUUACUUAAAAUAAUAUGCUGAAUAAGUACAUGCAAAAAAUGUGCUCUUUAAGGUGGGUAUAUAUUAAGAUAGGCAUAUGCAGAUGCUUGUGUGACAGGCAGAUGUCUUGCUUGUGAGAGAAACAAAUUCUACAAGAGGCAGGAAACCAUUCCUGAGACUAUCUGUAUGUAUAAAAGAUACACAACUG
Molecule: messenger RNA, 6732 nt
Organism: Mastomys coucha (southern multimammate mouse)
Lineage: Eukaryota; Metazoa; Chordata; Mammalia; Rodentia; Muridae
Gene: Zgrf1
Product: zinc finger GRF-type containing 1
Exons: 25
Coding region: 362-6427 (2021 amino acids)
Biological process (GO): double-strand break repair
Cellular component (GO): site of double-strand break; nucleus
Molecular function (GO): zinc ion binding; helicase activity
Source: RefSeq, a predicted model, not a curated record